AGUAUAUAGACUCGGACCCUGGGUAUCACGACUAUUGGGCCCAGACAGUGGCCCGGACAGCGGCCCACAUAUGUUCAGUAGAUAGCAUUUAUUUCCUUGUACACUACAUUUAUUCAUAUGUACCCAUUAAAAUAGAUUAGAUACUAUUUAUUAGCCAUUUAUUGGCCUUUUGUUGUAACUGGGCCAGCCAGGCCCAAACCUGGAAGCCCAACCCUCUUUUCUCCUAUAAAUACUCCCUAUGGGAGCCAUGUAAAGGGGGGAUGAUUGAAUGGUUGAUUGGAAUUCACUAUACACAUAUCACUUUAUCUCUCUAGCUCUCCCUUCUCUCUAGAAUUAAUUAAUCUAUCAUUUGGUGCUUUCAUUGAGAGUUAGAACGGAUGAAGUGAGAUCCUUCAAACCAAGAAAGCAAUACUUACGACGCGGUACCGCUACGGCCCUUGUUACUGCAACAUAGUCCAUCCAUCAUUAAGGAGCAAAAUGAUACAACGGUUCAACUCCGAACAAAAUAAAAGGAAGUUGGUAGGGCCCUCCAUCCGAGAUGGUAUGGAUGGUUUUGCACAGUGACCUGGGUCUCGCCCCACCUCGGCCAAAGGGAAGGACGGGUUACCCCAUGGCCAGGCUGCUGACGGCUACAGCCUACUCCCCCGAAAGAGCUUCUUCGGCCACUGCCAUUGCCUAGGCUAAAAGGUCCUUCGUCCAAUCAGCACCCCUCGGCUAGCUAUGUGAGUUCUGAGACCGUAGCUUCUCGGCCGGAUGGUGGAACGGCUAGGUGGCUCCACAGCCCGCCCAGCUCAAGCAUGGGAAAGGGGAAUCGCAGUCCCCUCGGCCAAAGAAAGCUCCUUCGGCGCCCCUCGUCCGCAGCGGUCCCCGUUUGAUGCCACACAUCGGCCAAGCACCACCACGGCUCGAUGACCGACCCCCUCGGCCAAAGGAAGCUCUUCGGUCAAACCUGAACGUAAGGGAGGAAGUGGCCGUCGCCCCUCGUCCGUGAAAUAGGCAGUGGUGCUCCGCAUCGGCCAAGUAGUCCUGCACCCCUCGUCCUCAAGGCUCUGGCAGCCCUCGUCCCUGGGAACAACAAAUCCCAACCAAGUAGAGGAGUGGGUCACUUCGGCCAGGUAACCCGCAGGCUUGGUGGCUUCUCUUCGGCCAAAGAGAGGCAAGCCACACCCUUCGGCAAAAGAAGCUCCCCGACGCCCCUCGUCCGGUAACUCCGUCAAACCCGAAUAGAACAAGCAGUGGUGCUCCACAUCGGCCGGCAACACAUCGGCCGGCAACCGUCGGCCCGCGACCGCAUCGGCCGGCACGCAUCGGCCGAACAACAAGGAAAAUAAACUGCCCCUCGGACAAACGCUCCUACCUUGGUCAAGCCCCAACAAAGAAGCAAAGAAAAGCCGGUGACAGCCCCUCGUCCAAUGACCGGCUGAGUAGUGAACCAUCGAGCACUCCGGCCAAACAAUGAAAGAGCACCUCCCAACUCUGCCAAGCGGGAUGGACCCUCUCCCUCGAGCAGCAGGUGGUUAUUGGUUAUUCGUCGGCCAAGCGAGAGAAGAACCCAUCGGUUCGAAUGAAGUUGACGCAGUCUCUUCGGCCACGGAGGGCCCCAAAGCUAGUCACAAUCUUAUCAAUAACGGCCCAUCUCGGCUCGCCUAUGCAGAAUAGAACAGGGCAACCCAUCGGCCGGCAACCCAUCGGCCGGCAACCCAUCGGCCGUCACACAUCGGCCAGAGUCCAUCGGCCAGUGUCCAUCGGCCAGAACCCAUCUGCCGGUAAUAUCAUCGGCCGGCCUCACAUCUUGUCUCCACGACGGCUGAUACGGCUGGACCUCCUCGUCCACAAUGGACUCUAGCAGAUACGGCGGGACCUCCUCGUCUCUGUUUCACGCUCCUCCCUGCGAACAAGCUUCCAGAGUUCCAGAUAUUAAAGGGAGUGGGCUAACAUAUGGGCCAGCCUAUUAAUCACAAAGGGUGGAUUCUCAGAGAGCACGCCCAACCGAUUAUAUUUCCCUGCUGGCAUUCUAAGCAGCGCAGGCUUCGGCCCAAAUACAAGUAAGUGUUACAAACUUUUCCUCCUAUUUUAUGCAUUAAAUAUGGAGCAAAAUAGUUUUACCACUAUUCAAAAAAAAUAUAGUUUUACUACUAUUCCGAAAAAAUAGUUUUACUACUAUUCCAAAGAAAAAAAGAAAACAAUAAUAAUAAUUGCUACUAUUAUUAUUAUCUUCACCACCAUUGCUAGCGGAUUGAAAUCCCCAAUUGGUGCGGGCCAAAGCCUUAACCUUCCGAACAUCUUUAUUUGAUGAUUCGGAUCAUAUUUGGGUCCAUUGACCUACCAUGGUCAUCUUUAUUUGAUGACCCGGGCAUCUAGAAUGAGAGCCAUCAACGGCCGCACACGACAUUAUGCCUAGAAGCGGUACACCUCAUUCCCCUACACGCUAAUUGCGUCAUCCAAAAGCCGUUGCAAUAAACAACGCACCUAAAGCCGUCGCAAUAAACGACGCACCCAAAGCCGUUGCAAUAAACAACGCACUCAAAGCCGUUGCAAUAAACAACGCACCUAAAGCCGUCGCAAUAAAUGACGCACCCAAAGCUGUUGCAAUACACAACGCACCUAAGGCCGUUGCGAUCCACAACGCGCCUACAAAGCCGUUGCAAUAAACAACGCACCUAAAUAUCGUAUCGGCGCGAGCGGUGAAACACCCAAAUCGGCCGGCGAUAUGCAGGACGAAGGACCUGUGUGCAUGGUCCAACGUCUUCAAACGGAGAAGCAUACCGCGUCGUCCGCGCGGAAACCGCAGGACGACAGGCCUGAAUUAAGGCUGAGGUUACAAAAACUCCACCCGUCAGUAAAAUUUCGCUCAGGACCACAAAGGGCGGCCGUCAAAAGACGAUGCCUAGUCCGGUCCCUCGUCGCCGAUAGACGUGGAAAGGCAAAAAAGGAUGCCACUGACACACCAAGCCGAGGGUGUAUUUACUCCCUCGCACUAACACACGCGAAAAGCGUAGCGGACAAAAUACCGCACAUGGACGAAGGGACAGUAACCCUUCGGCCAUCCAAAAAAAAAAAAAAAAAAAAAAGAGGGAAGCCGACGGACCGCGCACUUACCGGCCUCGAGCAAUAAAAAUAAAUAAAUUCCCCAAACUUAUUAUUCAUCUCAAGACCGGCUCCCAAUGCCGAAGCUCUUGCUCCAUCAGCUUAUGAACGGCCUCCCCAACGCCGUCAUACUUUCCUAUGACGAUCGGCUCAUCAUCGCCUCGUCAUCAUCCGGAUCGGCUCAUCAUCAUCGCCAUCCGUUCUUCACGAUCGGCCCCUCGGCCACGACGUGAUGCUUUAUCUCAAGACCGGCCUCCUUAGCGCCAAGUGUCUUGAGCUAGCGACCGGGCUCGCCAUUCCCCUCCUGGAUGGCGACCGUCGCUUCCUAUGACGAUCGGCUCAUCACCGCCUCGUCAUCAUUAUUCGGAUUGGCUCAUCAUCAUCGCCAUCCGCACAUCACGACCGGCCUCCCAGCCUUGGCGUGAUUAUUUCUUCUCAGAGACCGGCUUCUCAUCGCCAAGUGUCCUGAGCUAGCGACAGGGCUCAUCAUCCCUUCCUGGAUGGUGACCGUCGCCUUUAUAUGACGAUCGGCUCAUCUCCGCCUCGUCAUCAUUAUUCGGAUUGGCUCAUCAUCAUCGCCAUCCGCACAUCACGACCGGCCUCCCAGCCUUGGCGUGAUUAUUUCUUCUCAGAGACCGGCUUCUCAUCGCCAAGUGUCCUGAGCUAGCGACAGGGCUCAUCAUCCCUUCCUGGAUGGUGACCGUCGCCUUUAUAUGACGAUCGGCUCAUCUCCGCCUCGUCAUCAUUAUUCGGAUUGGCUCAUCAUCAUCGCCAUCCGCACAUCACGACCGGCCUCCCAGCCUUGGCGUGAUUAUUUCUUCUCAGAGACCGGCUUCUCAUCGCCAAGUGUCCUGAGCUAGCGACAGGGCUCAUCAUCCCUUCUUGGAUGGUGACCGUCGUCUGUAUAUGACGAUCGGCUCAUCAGCACCUCGUCAUCAGUAUUCGGAUCGGCUCAUCAUCAUCGCCAUCCGCACAUCACGGUCGGUCCCCCGGCCUCGACGUGAUGAUCUAGCUCAAGACCGGCUCCCUCAGCGCCAAGUGUCUUGAGCUAGCGACCGGGCUUGCUGUUCCCUUCCGGGAUAGCAACCGUCGCCUUUAUAUGACGAUCGGCCUUCACACCACCUCGUCAUCAUAUAUUGGACCGGCUCAUUAUCGCUGUCGUCCUCACAUCGCGUCCGGCCUCUCGGCUAAGGCGUGAUACCUUAUCUCAAGACCGGUCUUAGUCAUCCCUUCCCGGAUGGCGACCGUUGCUUGGAUCUUCGGAUCGGCUCAUCAUCAUCGCCAUCCGCACAUCACGGUCGGCCCCCCGGCCUCGACGUGAUGAUUUAGCUCAAGACCGGCUCCCUCAGCACCAAGUGUCUUGAGCUAGCGAUCGGGCUUGCUGUUCCCUUCCGGGAUAGCAACCGUCGCCUUUAUAUGACGAUCGGCCUUCACAUCGCCUCGUCAUCAUAUGUUGGACCGGCUCAUUAUCGCCGUCGUCCUCACAUCACGUCCGGCCUCUCGGCUAAGGCGUGAUACCUUAUCUCAAGACCGGUCUUAGUCAUCCCUUCCCGGAUGGCGACCGUUGCUUGGAUCUUCGGAUCGGCUCAUCAUCAUCGCCAUCCGCACAUCACGAUCGGCCCCCCGGCCUCGACGUGAUGAUCUAGCUCAAGACCGGCUCCCUUAGCGCCAAGUGUCUUGAGCUAGCGACUGGGCUUGCUAUUCCCUUCCGGGAUAGCAACCGUCGCCUCUACAUGACGAUCGGCUCAUCUCCGCCUCGUCAUCAUUAUUAUUCGGAUCGGCUCAUCAUCAUCGCCAUCCGCACAUCACGACCGGCCUCCCAGCCUUGGUGUGAUUAUUCCUUCUCAAGACCGGCUUCUCAUCGCCAAGUGUCUUGAGUUGGCAAUCGGGCUCGCCGUCCCUUCCUGGAUGGUGACCGUUGCCUCUACAUGACAAUCGGCCUUAUCAUUGCCUCGUCAUCAUAUCUCGGACAUGCUCCUCAGCAUCUUUGUCCUCACAUCAUGAUCGGGCCCUUCGGCCACGACGUAAUGCUUUAUCUCAAGACCGGCUCCCUCAGCGCCGAGUGUCUUGAUCUAGCGAUUGGGCUUGCUAUUCCCUUCCGGGAUAGCAACCGUCGCCUCUACAUGACGAUUGGCCUAUCACUGCCUCGUCAUCAUACAUUGGACCAGCUUAUCAUAGUCGUCGUCCUUGCAUCGCGGCCGGCCUCUCGGCCAAGGCGCGGUACCUUAUAUCAAGACUGGUCUUAUCCAUUCCUUUACUGGGUGGCGACCAUUGCAUGGAUUUUUGGGUCGGCCCCUCAGUGCUGAUACCCUCACAUCAUGGCAGGCCCUCGGCCUCGACGUGAUCAUAUUCCCCAUGACCGGUGUCAGUCAUUCCUUCAUCGGAUGGCGACCGUUGCUUGGACGUUUGGCUCAGCCUCAUAGUGCUGAUGACCUCGCAUCACGAUUGGCCCCCCGGCCUCGACGUGAUGCCCUAUCUCAACACCGGCUUCAUCAGCGCCAAGUGUGUUGAGCUAGCGAUCGGGCUCCCCAUCCCUUCCUGGAUGGCGACCGUCGCCACUACAUGACGACCGGCUCAUCUCUGCCUCGUCAUCAUUAUUCAGAUCGGCUACCCAUUAUCGCCAUCCUUAUAUCACGACCGCCGCCCCGGCCUCGGCGUGAUGAUCUAUCUCAACACCGGCUUCAUCAGCGCCGAGUGUGUUGAGCUAGCGAUCAGGCUCGCCAUCCCUUCCUGGAUGGUGACUAUCGCCCCUACAUGGCGACCGGCUUAUCAUCGCCUCGUCAUUGUUAUUUUGGAUCGGCUCCUUAUCACGGCCGUCCUCACAUCACGAUCGGCCCCUAGGCCACGAUGUGAUGUCCUAUCUCCGAGACCGGCCUCUCAUUGCCGAAUGUCUUCGGUUAGCGAUCGGGCUCGCCAUCCCCUCCUAGAUGGCGACCGUCGCCUCUAUACGAUGAUCGGCUCAGCAUUGCCUCGUCAUCGUAUCAUCAGACAGGCGUCCCACGCCCCGUCCUCAUAUUCAGACAGGCAUCCAACGCCUCGUCCUCAUAUUCAGACAGGCGUCCAACGCCUCGUCCUCAUAUUCAGACAGGCGUCCAACGCCUCGUCCGCAUAUAUUCAGACAGGCGCCCAACGCCUCGUCCUCACAUUCAGACAGGCGUCCAACGCCUCGUCCUCAUAUUCAGACAGGCGCCCAGCGCCUCAUCCUCAUAUUCAGACAGGCGUCCAACGCCUCGUCCUCAUGUUCGGAUCUAGCAAACAUCUUGCGGUCUCCGGCUCAGAGACUAAAGGAUCUCAAAUCUCAUCUAUAGGCCCCUCGGCCACAUCUUGCUCUAGCAUCUUUAUUUGAUGACGAAGGGCUCUCAUACAGGCCCAUCGGCCAUAUAUCUUGCUCCGUCAUCUUUAUUUGAUAACGAGAAGCUCAUCUAUAGGCCCCUCGGCCAUAUACCGCUCUGUCAUCUUUAUUUGAUGACGAAGAGCUCAUCUACAGGCCCAUCGGCCAUAUACCGCUCUGUCAUCUUUAUUUGAUGACGAAGAGCUCAUCUACAGGCCCAUCGGCCAUAUAUUAUUCUGUCAUCUUUAUUUGAUGACGAAGAGCUCAUCUACAGGCCCAUCGGCCAUAUAUUAUUCUGUCAUCUUUGUUUGAUGACGAAGAGCUCAUCUACAGGCCCAUCGGCCACAUAUCGUUCUGUCAUCUUUAUUUGAUGACGAGGAACUCAUCUAUAGGCCUCUGAGCCAUAUCUCGCCCCGUCGUCUUUAUUUGACGACGUGGAGCUCUUAUGCAGGCCCCUUGGCCAUACAUCGCCCCGUCGUCUUUAUUUGACGUUGUGGAGCUCUUAUCCAGGCCCCUCGGCCACACAUCGCCCCUUCGUCUUUAUUUGACGACGUGGAGCUCUCAUAUAUGCCUCUCGGCCACUACUCCCAGUCAUCUUUAUUUGAUGACGUGGAGCUCACAUCGGCCCAUCGACCUCAUAUUCUGGUCAUCUUUAUUUGAUGAACCAGACAUCAUAUUAUGGACGGUCGCUCGACCAAUCCCUUAGUCAUCUUUAUUUGAUGACUAGGACUACUGAUCAUGACGAGCUACCCACAUCUAUGGAUCGGCCUCUGCCAUCCCCUCGGCAGACGGACACCGCUGCAGCUCCACCUCUAGGCCGAAGGGCUCGCACCUUUUGUUUCGUUCUGGGGGCAUCCGGUGUACUCUUUUUCCCUCAUUAGGAUUUUUUCCCACAGGGUUUUUCCUAAUGAGGUUUUUAACGAGGCAUCUCCCCAUUGUGGAUCAAAAGGUGUCAACCCUCGGCCCCCUGUUGCAGACAUCAUCAGACAUGCAUUACUCUACUCCUCUUCACCUCGUGACACUCGCCUCAAGGAGUGGGGGACUGGGAGAGCGGGGGACUUAGCGCCUUCGCUACCAAAGAAGCAGAAAUUCAAAUUUUUUUGCAAGGAUUGCCACUCGCACCGACGACAUCAUCAUAUCACAUACAUAUUCAGCUGCCACAUCGGCCAGUACAUAUACAUAGCUCCCCGGCCUCAGGACCGGUGGUGAUGGUCUCUGGCCUGCGACCUUCGGCUGAGGAUUUUCCCACAGGGUUGCCUCAGCCAGGGCUCACCAGUGGGAUCGGAUCAUCGGCUUGGGAAUCCGGGCGAGGCGCUUCGACGACGACAGCAGUUUACUCACCGGACGACGACAGAUCAGCACACAGUUCUACUCUCUUUCGCCUCGAGUACUCUCGACUCAGAGAGUGGGGGACUCCUGAUAGAGUAUAUAGACUCGGACCCUGGGUAUCACGACUAUUGGGCCCAGACAGUGGCCCGGACAGCGGCCCACAUAUGUUCAGUAGAUAGCAUUUAUUUCCUUGUACACUACAUUUAUUCAUAUGUACCCAUUAAAAUAGAUUAGAUACUAUUUAUUAGCCAUUUAUUGGCCUUUUGUUGUAACUGGGCCAGCCAGGCCCAAGCCUGGAAGCCCAACCCUCUUUUCUCCUAUAAAUACUCCCUAUGGGAGCCAUGUAAAGGGGGGAUGAUUGAAUGGUUGAUUGGAAUUCAC
Messenger RNA from Cuscuta epithymum, 8128 nucleotides. The record is from the annotation of a GenBank genome assembly. Lineage: Eukaryota; Viridiplantae; Streptophyta; Magnoliopsida; Solanales; Convolvulaceae.